Molecule: messenger RNA, 1713 nt
Organism: Durusdinium trenchii
Lineage: Eukaryota; Dinophyceae; Suessiales; Symbiodiniaceae
Source: the annotation of a GenBank genome assembly
AGCGACGUAGCUCAGCGAUGUAGUUUUGCGUGGUGUGUUUUAGUACCUUGCUCAGUAUGAUUCACAUGGCACGUCCAUGUGCAUUGUUUGUGCACUUGCUGGGAAACUUCUGGUUGGGAGACAGUCUGCGAGAGCAUUCUAGCUUUCGUGCGACCAAUCCUGAAUCCGAGAGUGCGAUCUUGGACGAAGUGACGAACAAUGAUGGCAAACCCAAUCCUCGGAUUUCUUGCAGUGCAGGGAUUGAGCAUGCUCGGCAGCUUCUGGCAGGUAAGAUGAAGGCGAUGGGAUUGAUGGCUUUGGGCCAGGGCAAUGAUUAUCUCUACACAGUUCCAGGGACCAAAGAUGAUGAGUGCCCUGGCGGAAUUACCAAUCUGAUCGCAGGUCUGCCAGGAAGUGACGAACAAUUGAAAGAAGAGUAUAUCCUACUCGGUGCUCAUUUGGAUGGUCCUUACAACCAGGGGCCAUCAGCAAAGGAAGGCAACCUUGAGACAGACAAUUCAUACGACGAUGGUGGUUCAGUGGCAGCUGUACUAUCUCUGGCAAAGUACUUCAAAGACAAUCCAAUCAAACGGAGUUUGCUGCUCAUCCUAUCAGACGGUGAAGAAGGAAUUGGAAAUGUCCAGACCUCUGAGGAGUGGAAAAGGAGGUUCUGCCAGAGUUCAGGUUGGCAAGGACGGAAGGGCAGCUGUCACAACUAUCCCAUCGGCUUCACGGCUUGGGCCAGGAGACCCACGGUGCAGAUUCAGAUGGUGAAAUUGGUGAUGACGAUGGAUCCCUUAGGAGCUCCGGGCAUCAAUGACCAUGACUUCGUGGCGGUCUUGGGCACUGAGAGCACUGAGGGACUCCAGGAGCUGAUGGAGGAAUCCUUCACAGGUGCACCGGUCGAGCCCCUCUUUGUGAACCGCCAAUACGCUGCGACGAGCUACAGCGAUGCUGAUGCCAUCACCAAGGAUUUCAAGCCCUUGUGUGUUGAAUUUCUUCCAGAAUGCUUCAAUGGGGUUCCUGCUGUGUGGCUUGCGCAAACUGCCUUUGGAAAGUAUCAUGGAGGAGUUAACGCCAACUACCUGCUUCCCGCGAUGGAAUAUGGAAUGAUUCCGGGUAUCAAGGUCCCUCGAGAACUGGCAUCCUUUGCCCUGGACAUGCGGAAGAACUUCAACGACCAAGCGCUGUUGAAGGUGACCGAGUCCCUGACAACAGUGCUCAAGAAUCUGGGCAACCAGCCUGAUUUGUCAUACUUAGUCUACAAUCCUCAGGUCCACAAGAAGUUCACGGAGGCCAAUGCCAUGUUCAAGUGUGGUGCACCAGGGAACUGUGGCUUUUCCUUGCAGGAUGCGAUCAACAACAAGAAGGCCUACGACUACUUGGCCAAAGCAUUGCUUAGCGCACCUGACAUUGCUCCAGAGGUUGCAAAAUCGGUGCAGCAGUUUAGCAGCCAGAGUUCCAUGAUGCUUGGGAAGAUCAUCAAUGCGUAUGGAUGUACACAGCCGACGUGCAAACCAUCUGAAGUGUUCCCAAAGGAGUUGGAAGAGACCAAGCCGGGCUUGCUGGCAGUGCUGACCAUGGCCCUGGAUUUCUAUGCCAAAGAGCCCUACAGACAACCCUUCGGAGGGUGAAUCUCGUCGUGUCACCCCUUGGACGCGUACAUCCGAGAAACUUGUGUCACAUUCCACCGUCUUUGCUGUGGAUAGCAAGUGGUUCCGCGCUUUCGCAAUC